CUCAGUAUCAGCUAGCUCGUACACGACUAAAAAACGACUCGUACAAAACCUGAAAAAUUAUACGUUUAAAUAUUCAGUCUCUUGCCGCUUUUUGCCUCACUCAGACUGUUUUAAAAACCCGGUUUUUUUUGUGACAUUUUUUCGCUGUAAAAAAGGGGCACUAAUUUUACUAUCGAAAUGCGUGAAAUUGUACACAUUCAGGCCGGUCAAUGCGGCAACCAGAUCGGUGGUAAGUUCUGGGAGGUAAUCUCGGAUGAGCACUGUAUCGACGCGACCGGAACGUACUACGGCGAUAGUGAUCUCCAGCUGGAGCGCAUCAAUGUAUACUACAAUGAGGCCACCGGUGCCAAGUAUGUUCCACGCGCCAUUCUCGUGGACCUGGAGCCCGGCACCAUGGAUUCGGUUCGCUCUGGCGCCUUUGGCCAGAUCUUCCGACCGGACAACUUUGUCUUUGGCCAAUCGGGAGCAGGCAACAACUGGGCCAAGGGUCAUUACACCGAGGGUGCCGAACUGGUGGAUUCCGUCUUGGAUGUGGUGCGGAAGGAGUCUGAGGGCUGCGAUUGCCUACAGGGCUUCCAACUGACCCACUCGCUGGGUGGCGGCACUGGCUCCGGCAUGGGAACCCUGUUGAUCUCGAAGAUCCGCGAGGAGUACCCGGACCGCAUCAUGAACACCUUUUCGGUGGUGCCCUCGCCCAAGGUGUCCGAUACGGUGGUGGAGCCCUACAAUGCCACCCUGAGUGUGCAUCAGCUGGUGGAGAACACGGAUGAGACGUACUGCAUCGACAACGAGGCGUUGUAUGACAUCUGCUUCCGCACACUGAAGCUGACCACCCCCACCUACGGUGACCUGAACCAUCUGGUUUCCGCCACCAUGUCUGGUGUGACAACCUGCCUGCGUUUCCCUGGCCAACUGAACGCUGAUCUUCGCAAGCUGGCCGUGAACAUGGUACCCUUCCCCCGGCUGCACUUCUUUAUGCCCGGAUUUGCACCGCUCACCUCGCGAGGAUCGCAACAAUACCGGGCCCUUACCGUUCCGGAGCUGACCCAGCAGAUGUUCGAUGCCAAGAACAUGAUGGCUGCGUGCGAUCCGCGACAUGGUCGCUACCUGACCGUAGCCGCCAUCUUCCGCGGCCGCAUGUCCAUGAAGGAGGUGGACGAGCAGAUGCUGAACAUUCAGAACAAGAACAGCAGCUUCUUCGUGGAAUGGAUCCCGAAUAACUGCAAGACAGCGGUGUGCGAUAUUCCUCCCAGAGGUCUGAAGAUGUCGGCCACCUUCAUUGGCAACUCCACCGCCAUUCAGGAGCUGUUCAAACGGGUGUCGGAGCAGUUCACUGCCAUGUUCCGUAGGAAGGCCUUCUUGCAUUGGUACACCGGCGAGGGAAUGGACGAAAUGGAGUUCACGGAGGCCGAGAGCAACAUGAACGACUUGGUAUCGGAGUACCAGCAGUACCAGGAGGCGACUGCCGACGAGGAGGGCGAAUUCGAUGAAGACGAAGAAGGAGGCGGCGAUGAAUAAAAGGAUUAUCUUCCCACCCAACAUCACACAUGAACACCAAAACAGGCUAGCAGGGGAACCCAUGAAGGAACAAUACACUGGAUCCGUGGGCCUCAGCAUAUUGUGCUUCGAGGCCCGUCGAUUGUACAUAUUUCCUAUUUGGAAUCUUCACAUUUCGAUUAUUUAUCCCUCACACACAUACAGAAAAAUAUGCCCACCUUUGUUCAGAUCAUGUUGCAAUUGCUGUGAAUUCUGGGUUACCAAUAAAUGUUGAUUCAUAAGCAGACAAGA
Messenger RNA from Drosophila mauritiana, 1788 nucleotides. It is a transcript of the gene betaTub85D, whose product is annotated as tubulin beta-2 chain. Gene Ontology annotation, biological process: microtubule cytoskeleton organization; mitotic cell cycle. Gene Ontology annotation, cellular component: microtubule; cytoplasm. The transcript has 2 exons. Gene Ontology annotation, molecular function: GTPase activity; GTP binding; structural constituent of cytoskeleton. The record is from RefSeq and is a predicted model, not a curated record. NCBI's taxonomy places the organism in Eukaryota, Metazoa, Arthropoda, Insecta, Diptera, Drosophilidae. Bases 178 to 1518 code for a protein of 446 amino acids.